Molecule: messenger RNA, 1347 nt
Organism: Colletotrichum fioriniae
Lineage: Eukaryota; Fungi; Ascomycota; Sordariomycetes; Glomerellales; Glomerellaceae
Source: RefSeq, a predicted model, not a curated record
AUGUCGCCGGAUGGAAGCGCAAGUCAGAGAGACUCGAGCCAGGCAUAUACCUCUGAACAUUAUGGAACAAGGGAAAACAAGAUUUUGACACCAACCUCGUUGUCAUCCGGUGACAAUGACCACUACGGCGCACAAAAGUUCACAUCCAACAAGGGCCUACCACCUCACCCGGCCUACUACAAUGAGCAGGCCGGCGCCGCUCCGGUCAACUCAGCACCCGCCCCGACUGCUGGCAGCCCGACAAGCUAUGUAUCAGCAGCAUCGCCUCAGCAACAACAGCGACCACUAUGGAGGAGGAGAUCCGUAAAAUCUGAUCUUCCCUCUCAAAGUCAAACGGCUCAAACGAACAACAUGGGCCAGGAGGUCUCGCGGUUGAAGGAGAAGAUUCACCAUUUGCGCGAUGGACAGGAUGGCGCAAAUGUGGGAACGUCUCACAGCGACACCGCGCUCUCGCCAACCCAACGCCUGCCGACUCCCGACUAUGAGAAGGAAGAUGUCAAAACGCCGGUUGUCGAAACAAUCGUGUCGCCCGUCUCUCCCGCUUCCUCUCCCGAGCCUGGCCGCGAGCAAUCGAACGGGUCCAAGCCUCCUAUUCCCCGCAAGGCGGUCACAGCGCGCAACUUACACAACGCUCAAAGCUUGCCUCAAAUGCGCGCGGAUGGGCCUGUCACCAGCAGCGAGGCUCCCCCGACCAUCACGAGAGAUUUUGCAGUCAGCCCCGUUAGCCCCGAUCCUCAGAACCAGCUGCCGCCUCGGGCCGCACCCAAUAAGCAGCAGCAGCAGCAGCAGCAGCAGCAGCGGGAGUAUGUGCCCUAUGCGCCGGCACCCGGAUUCGCGCAGGGAGAUAUGCGACCUGCCUCGAGAGAUCAGCGCCCCAACCAAGAACCCGUCGAGUACCGCGAGCUCAAGGUCAAGGACCUGCCGCCUGCCGACCCUCGCGCGUCGUUCUUCCCCAUGCAGGGUUCGGAGCCUCCCAGCCCCGGCAUGAUCUACAAGGCUCUGCCCUUGAAGGAGAGCAUGCUCGACUGCUAUGUCAAGCACCGCACCAUGGACCGAACUCGCAACCGCAACUACGCCCUCACCUGCCAGACGUGCGGUAAGGCCGAUACCGAGGACCGUUACAAGUGCCAGUUCUGCUACGUACGCAUGUGUGCCUCCUGCCUGCAAAUCUUCAACAGCAACCGCAGAGACCUCCGGAAGCUUGUGGCUCACUUGGAGGGCAACCCGCAGAGCGGCGGCUCCCAGGAGCGCCCUCCCACGGCUGCUGGCAUUGAGGCCUCCGAGAAGGAAGAGCAGCGUACAGACGCUCAACAACAGCACCAGAACCAGCAAUCAGUUACAGCCUGA